Antechinus flavipes (yellow-footed antechinus) is the source of this 5311-nucleotide messenger RNA. It is a transcript of the gene PPP1R10, whose product is annotated as protein phosphatase 1 regulatory subunit 10. The coding region runs from base 726 to 3251 and encodes 841 amino acids. Gene Ontology annotation, molecular function: metal ion binding. The transcript has 19 exons. Lineage: Eukaryota; Metazoa; Chordata; Mammalia; Dasyuromorphia; Dasyuridae. Gene Ontology annotation, cellular component: nucleus. The record is from RefSeq and is a predicted model, not a curated record.
GCUGGUUCUUUGUCGGUUAAUAUGGUGCGUGGCGGCAUAGUUGUAGAAGAAGCUAAAAAAGGUGGUGGGGGUGAGAGUGAAGUUUGUUUUAGUGCUUCUUCUUGGAAUCCAAAGGGUGCAUUUUGGAAAGCCUAGGUGGCUAUAAAUGAGACAAAAAAAAUUAAAGCCAAUUAAUGACAUUUUUGUUUCCUCCUUUAUCUUCCUUUUCCCAGGUUCGAAUUUAAUCGGAGGAAACAGACCAGCCACGAGGAAAAAAGCUGCCGUAACAGCAUCUAAAGGAUCCUUCGAGGGGGGGGAAGCAGCAGCUACCAACCCAACCACUUGUGUCUUCUCUGCCCCACCGCCCUAUCUUGUUUCCCGCCCCUUCUCCCAGCCCAACCUGCUUGGGACUAAAAUCUGGCUGAAGGACCAUCACCACAAAAUCUAUCAAAAAUAAUCAACCACCCUUCCUCCAACUCCUAAGUCCCGUCAAAGCUGCCCAUCCAGCGUCUCCUUUUUGAAUCCACUCAGUUUUUUUUGUUGUUGUUUCUAAAACCCUCUCCUUAAGUGGAGGGGGGGUAAUGAAUCCUGAGUUGGCUUUAUUUUUUUAAAGAGACUUUUUGAUCCAAUGAGGCCCCCAAGUAAUUAAGCUUUGGGUCCUGGUUGGUUUUAUUUUUUCUCCAAAUUUUAACCCCCCCUGAGCCUGAGGUGCUGACGUCGCAAAAAAAUUGGAUAGUAUUAUCAUCAUGGGCUCUGGCCCCAUUGACCCUAAAGAACUCCUUAAGGGUCUAGACAGCUUCCUUGGUAGGGAUGGAGAGGUCAAAAGUUCAGAGGGAAUCACCAAGAUCUUUAGCCUGAUGAAGGAAGCUCGAAAGAUGGUGAGCCGCUGUACGUACCUAAAUAUUCUCCUGCAGACACGUUCACCAGAUGUACUGGCCAAGUUUAUCAGAGUUGGUGGUUACAAGCUCCUUAAUAACUGGCUAACUUAUUCAAAGACGACCAACAACAUACCUCUCUUACAACAGAUUCUGCUUACCCUACAGCACCUACCCCUUACUGUAGACCAUCUUAAACAGAACAACACAGCAAAACUUGUGAAGCAGCUGAGCAAGUCAAGUGAGGAUGAAGAACUCCGGAAACUAGCUUCAGUCCUUGUCAGCGACUGGAUGGCUGUCAUCCGUUCUCAGAGUAGUACCCAGCCCACUGAGAAAGAUAAGAAGAAAAGGAAGGAAGAGGGGAAAGGACGAGCUGCUCCUCUUGAACGACCUCUCCCUGAAGUGAAGACAGAAACAAGAACUGAGGAGGCACCAGAGAAAAAGAAGGAAAAACCUAAAUCGUUGCGAACCACAGCUCCUAGCCAUGCCAAGUUCCGUUCCACUGGUUUGGAGCUAGAGACACCAUCUCUAGUGCCUGUAAAAAAGAAUGCCAGUGCUGUAGUUGUUUCUGACAAGUACAACCUUAAACCCAUCCCUCUCAAACGUCAGAGUUCUGCAGCUGCACCUGGUGAUGUGGCUCCCCCAGCUGAAAAGAAAUACAAACCACUCAAUACAACACCUAAUACCACCAAAGAGAUUAAAGUGAAGAUUAUACCCCCACAGCCUAUGGAGGGCCUGGGUUUCCUAGAUGCCCUCAAUUCUGCCCCUGUACCAGGCAUCAAAAUCAAGAAAAAGAAAAAGGUUCUGUCACCCACGGCUACUAAGCCAAGCCCCUUUGAGGGAAAACAAAGCACUGAGCCAAACACAGUCAAACCUUCUUCACCAGAGCCAACGGCCCCUACUGAGGCCAUAGACAUAGAGCGACCUGGAACCCCUGUCCCUCCUGUUGAAAUUCCAGAGCUUAUGGACACAGCCUCCUUGGACACAGGAGUGCUGGAUGCAAAACCAGUGGAGAGCCCUGGGGAUCCAAACCAGUUGACAAGGAAGGGCCGGAAGAGAAAGACUGUGACAUGGCCUGAAGAAGGUAAACUGAGAGAAUACUUUUACUUUGAACUGGAUGAGACUGAGCGAGUUAAUGUGAACAAGAUUAAGGACUUUGGUGAGGCAGCUAAGAGAGAAAUAUUGUCAGACCGUCAUGCCUUUGAGACAGCUCGGCGUCUGAGCAAUGACAAUAUGGAAGAGAAGGUGGCCUGGGUAUGUCCCCGGCCUCUGGCCUUACCUUCACCCCUUGUGUCUCCGGGUGGUAAUAGUCAAGAGCGAUAUGUCCAGGCUGAACGUGUGAAAGGAAUCCUGCAGGAGCUCUUCUUAUCCAAAGAGAGUGUCCCUGACAGUCCCCAUGAGCCUGACCCUGAAUCAUAUGAACCUGUCCCUCCAAAACUCAUUCCUUUGGAUGAGGAAUGUUCCCUGGAUGAGAAUCCAUAUUCUGAGGCAUUAGAGACUGGUGGACCAGGGGGUUCCCCUGAUGGGACAGGUGGCUCCAAGUUGCCUCCUGUCUUGGCCAAUCUAAUGGGAAGUAUGGGUGCUGGAAAGAGCCCCCAGGGUCCAGGAGGUGGUGGCAUCAAUGUCCAGGAGAUCCUUACCUCAAUAAUGGGAAGUCCCAAUAGUCAUCCCUCAGAGGAGCUGUUGAAACAACCAGACUACUCGGAUAAGAUCAAGCAGUUGCUGGUGCCCCAUGGGAUUUUGGGACCUGCCCCAAUGGCUAAUGGUUUCCCACCUGGAGGCCCAGGGGGCCCCAGUGGCCCUAAACAUUUCCCCCCUGGCCCUGGAGGGCCUAUGCCAGGUCCCCAUGGAGGUCCUGGUGGUCCAGUAGGUCCACGACUUUUGGGCCCACCUCCCCCUCCCCGUGGUGGUGACCCCUUCUGGGAUGGUCCAGGAGAUCCAAUGCGAGGAGGUCCAAUGAGAGGAGGACCUGGGCCUGGGCCUUAUCAUCGAGGCCGAGGGGGUCGAGGUGGGAAUGAACCUCCUCCAUUUCGAGGAGGUCGAGGAGGCCGCUCUGGGGGAGGACCUCCCAAUGGACGAGGAGGCCCUGGUGGAGGAAUGGGUGGUGGUGGUGGCCACCGUCCCCAUGAUGGCCCUGGUCAUGGUGGACCCCAUGGUCAUAGGCCUCAUGAUGGCCCUGGCCAUCGAGGCCAUGAUCACCGAGGUCCACCCCCACAUGAGCAUCGUGGCCAUGAUGGGCCUGGUCAUGGAGGUCACAGAGGACAUGAUCCCCAUGGCCAUGGAGGAGAUAUGUCAAGCCGCCCUGUGUGCCGACACUUCAUGAUGAAGGGCAGCUGCCGCUACGAGAACAACUGUGCCUUCUACCAUCCAGGUGUCAAUGGGCCACCUUUGCCCUAAGGGUACCUAUCUGUGGUACUCUAUGAACUACAGCCUCCUUCCCUCCUUGGCCCUUUCGUCCUGUUAUGGCUUCUGUGAGGCCCAUCUUUCCCUUUCCCCAGCUGAUGAGCUGGACUCCUUCCCUCACCCAGUUGGGGUUUUGGGGAUUUUCUAAUCACUGGUGCGCAUUGUUGUACAUAUUUUCCUCCAGUCAGGGGAAGAGAAAGACUGAUACAACUUGUACCCCUGAACUGAUGAAGAGGAGAUCUAGUGGGCUUUGCCCUGUGAGGGGCACCUAGCCCUAACCUCCUUCCAGUAUUAUCCUGGACCCUGCAUAUAUACCUAUGACUGGUUGUCCUGAGAGGGAAGACCCCUCUACAACCAAAAUAGAAAAGGUGAACCUUUUCUAUUUUGGUCACUCACAUGAACAGUCCCCUGAUAUGGUGUCUAUUGCACUUAAUUGUGAAAUCACCCUAUAACCAAACAGGUUCAUUCAUGUGGGAUGGGGAUGUAAUGAGAAAUGCCCUCUUAUCAAACUUGAGAGAGCUCCUCCUAGGGAACUGAGAGGCUAGGUGUGAAUUAUCCAACACAUUCUAUGCCCUCCUUCCUUUUUUUCCUAGAUAAUAUAUACAUUAGGACCUGUUCUUUGCACUCUUUGAAUCCUUUUUAACAAUAUGACACUGCAGCCUUGUAUGAGCACCCAGACCAGCUUUAUCAGUCCUUUAUCUCUUUUGACAAAAGUCAUCUAUAUUCUUUAUUUUUUUCAGCUGGUAUAGGUGAGACCCUUGGUGUCAGAACUCCCUUCUAACUGGGAGAUCUGUAAAACACUCUUAAGAGACUACUUUGUCAAUAUGUCAGUGAUCCUAAGUCUGACAUGUCACACUACAUGCACUGCCUUUUGAGAGUUUUUCAGCUCCAGUCCCUCUUAACCCCAAACCAUGUCAGUGUGAGGCCUCUCCAGUCUACCCCAUCAGUCACUUCUAUAAUUCCCCACCCGGCUCUUUCCAGGGUAGAUCCUGGACAGUAUUGCUGCCCUUUCCCAAUUUUCUUUGCCCCAUCCCAGCGUCAGUUGUUUUCUGUGAAAACGGCAGUGGAUGGAUCGGGUUUUGUGCAGGGCCCCAGGUAUAGAGCCACAAUGGAUUGAGGAUGAUUAUUUUCUUUUGGUUUUGUAUAUUUUGUACAUUAAUAAUAAACAGUGGAAAGAGAAGCUUAUUUAAACUCUUGUGUGCCUUGAUUCCUUUGUAAGGACGAAGGACAAACAAGUGUGGUAUAUAGUAGGUCAUAGUCCUAGGUUUCAAUGUUUUCCCAUUGUAAAAUAGGAAAAAUUAUAAACUUGGUAAGUUAGUGUGAACUAACAACUGAAUCUGAUAUGUAAUUAAUUAUUGUAUGAGACAGUAAAGGAAAAAGAGUAUGUAGAGCUGGAAUCCUAAUAGUGGAUCGAGAAAAGGGCUUGAUAGAUAGCUCCUUAUACAUUCUGAAGGCAUGAGGCCAGUUAAAUUAUUCCAGAGUUGAGAAAGGAGAGGGUCUUAUGAAAAUUAUUUAAAAAAAAAAAAAAAAGUAAAACCUCAGCAAACUUUUUGUCCAUGCUGCAUUGUAAUUGCACUUCAUAUUUUGUAGGUUCAGUUCAAAAUGUUUGUCAGAAAGGGGUAGAUAGAGAUUCAUGGUCAUUCCUUGGCUAGUCAUUGCAUCAAUCAAGAGUUCUUCAGUCUUUCCAAGUUGCUCUUUUUUACAGUGAUUUUAUGUAAAUGAUUUGGGUUCUGUUCAUUCCUAUUCAACUAAUACGGGUUUUCCUCCUUGUAUUCGUUUCUUUAAAGUACAAUAGUUUUCUGCUAUAUUCUUAUAGUACAAUUUGUUUAGCCAUUGCCCAGAUAGAUGGGCACAACUUUAGUUUCCAGUUGUCACCACAGAAAGUAUAUUUUUGUAGAUAUCUUUUUCCUUUGAUGAGAAUAUUGUACUUUUAAAGAAUUGGGUGUCGCCACCAAUUUCCUGAUGUGCUUUUCCUCCUUUUAUCCAUCUGCCUUUCUUCCUUCCCUGCAAAAUGCCCUUAUAAGUUUUAAAUAAAUUCUAAAAUGUUUAUUAAA